Molecule: messenger RNA, 1820 nt
Organism: Verruconis gallopava
Lineage: Eukaryota; Fungi; Ascomycota; Dothideomycetes; Venturiales; Sympoventuriaceae
Exons: 2
Coding region: 252-1709 (485 amino acids)
Molecular function (GO): FAD binding
Source: RefSeq, a predicted model, not a curated record
CGACGCUGAAGUUGAGACUUGCAUUCAAGCAAACCAAAAACGGGGGGACAUAUACAGAACUGCUAGCGAUAUGUACUCCGCCAUCGUAUUGAAAAAGCUUCUUUGUGAAUCCCGGUCACCACCAGAGUCGCGUUCUCGGCUCCACCUAUGGUCUGUUCCCAGCUCGGGUCCUCAAGUACCAUCAGUUUGCCUUGGUUGCAGAUAGGAAGACCAGUUACAUUGCGAAACCUUGCUUGAAUUUUCCAGCCAAAAUGAACAGCACAAACCUGAUUUCUUCUGAGCCUCAGGCAGCCAAAUCUUCCUCCGUCGUCUUCGAAGAGGAUGUUGAAAGAAGCACGCCUGUCAAGGCAUGUCCAAUUAUAUGGAAGGACUCAGUGUCAGCGGAGGAGUAUGAAAAAGCACGUAUAGGUCGCGUCUUCAACAGCAGACACCCAAAAAGAUAUCCAGUUGCCGUGGUCGAAGCUGAAUCUGUGGAUCAUGUUGUUGAAGCCGUUCGGCUAGCCAAAAGCAAAGGUCAUCGUGUCUCAAUCCGUUCCGGUGGCCAUUCUUGGGCCGUCUGGAGUGUCAGAGACGAUGCUGUACUGAUUGAUCUUCAUAAGUUGAAAGAAAUCACCUUCGAGGAUGAAACAGGAAUCGUCAAAGUUUCACCGAGCACUACAGGGCGCAUCCUGAAUGGGUUUCUCGGAGAGAAAGGCAGAAUGUUUCCCGGUGGGCAUUGCCCAGAUGUUGGCCUAGGAGGCUUCUUACUACAAGGAGGAAUGGGCUGGGUUUGUAGGGGAUGGGGAUGGGCGUGUCAAUACAUCAAUGCCAUAGAUGUUAUCACUGCUGAUGGCGAUGAGCUUCACUGCAACAAAGAUGUAAACCAGGAUCUCUUCUGGGCUGCUCGUGGCGCUGGACCAGGUUUUCCAGCCGUGGUUACAAGAUUCCACUUGAACACCAAAGAGCUACCAAGCCACUGUCGGUCUUCCGUCUACGUAUACCCCAAGUCCAAGUUCAAGAGUGUCAUGAGCUGGAUCACCACACUCGCAAGUUCGUAUGAUACCGAUACCGAGAUUGUGUGCGUGGGUCGCUUUCUGCCCGAGUACGAGGACAGCAUUGUGCUCGUUGGUCUUACGACGUUCAAGUGGUCCGAAGCGGACGCCUUAGUCGCCUUACAGGUUGCCGAGGACUCAAAGCCAGCUGGAUAUAUUCGGGCGAACUUCAACAGGCCAACUACUCUUCAGAGGGAGUAUGAUAAUCAGUCGGCUGCAAACCCAAACGGCCACCGCUACUGCUGUGAUAACAUUCACGUUAAAAAUGACGCUGAUGUUGCAGGUGUUCUUGAGGAAGCCUUCACGACCCUACCUAACCGUAAGUCGUUUGCUCUAUGGUACAGCAUGAGUCCAACCUCGCAGCGACAGUUGCCGGAUAUGGCACUGUCUCUUCACUCGGACCACUAUUUUGCCCUGUACACGAUCUGGGAAGACAAAAAUGAUGACGAGAAAUUCCAGUCAUGGACUCACGAAAUCAUGCGCAAAAUGGAAAACUACAGCGUCGGCCAGUAUUUGGGCGACAGCGACUUCCAGGUCCGAAACACUAUGUACUGGUCGGAGGACAAUGGCAAGAAGCUUAUGCAGAUCAGAGAGAAAUGGGAUCCAACUGGUAGGAUCUGUGGUUACCUGACGGAGGGAGAUCAGUCUGGAGCCAAAGGCAUCAAAAACUCAUUAUAAAGAGCACUUGUUAGAGUCAGUUUUACAGAGACGCCAGUCAACACGAGCUUUCACUUCCAUUCUUCCGACUCAUGUACAUACUGCGUGAUCAGACUUGUGCAGCCUUAGAAC